AUGCGGCCUGUUCCCGAGGCCUCCUACUGCGACGCUUGUGGUGUCCUGCUGGUGCACGAGGCUACCCACCUCCGUUUGAGGGUUCACCGAGCGAAGUCCGGCGGUGCCCCAGCGGUCAUGUCCACUCCGGCGGUGCCGCCUGGCCCGGGCCUUCAACCUGCCCUUUCGACCGCCUCCGUUCAGGCGGUCGUGGUGGCGCUCAUCACGGGCUCUUCAUUGAAGUCGGCCAUCGCUGCUGCGGUGUCCGCCGCCCUCCCGCGGCCCCAGGCUCCAGCUGAGACGCCGCCUAACGAAGACACCGGGGCGCCUGAUGAUCUCGUGGAUGGCAUGGACCUGGACCUCAGUUUUUUCGGUGUCGGUGGAUGCUGUCAUUACGGCGUCUUUAGGGCGGCCUCGGUCUUAGGAGACGGGGAUGUGGGAAUCGAGAGCGCCCUCCUACUUGGGUACGGGAACAUCGCUCCCAAGACCAACCUUGGCAAAAUCGUGACCAUCUUGUACGCCAUCGUGGGCAUCCCUCUCAUGCUUUUGUACCUGACCAACAUUGGCGACAUCCUGGCCAAAGCGUUCAAGUACGUGUACCGGCGCCUCUGCAGCUGCGACCACCGUGGUGGAGGCGAUGGCCGCCGCGCACAGGCUGCUGCCUUGUACUACGUUUCCUCAACGAGAAAAACGGCGGGUGCUGCGGGGGCCAUGCAUUGCCGCGUCAACCACAUUGCGUUCGAAGAAGGCCUGCUGCCCGGGGAAGUCAUCAAUGGUUUUGCGGAUCAAACUAGGCAAAACGCUAUGCUGAACUCUUACAUGGAUCAGUUCUUGGAUGACUUGGAAGAGCGCCCGCGAGUGACAGUGCCUAUCCUGCUGUGCAUGACCAUCAUCGGCAGCUACAUCUGUGGUGGUGCAGUGCUUUUUUCUGUGUGGGAAGACUGGAACUACCUGGACGGCUCCUACUUCUGCUUCGUGACACUGAGCACUAUUGGCUUUGGUGAUCUGGUGCCUGGUGACACCGUCGUCUCGGACAGUGGCUCCCAAGAGAAACUGGUCAUAUGCUCGCUGUACCUGUUGGUGGGAUUAGCACUGAUUGCCAUGUGCUUCAACCUGGUUCAGGAGGAAGUGGUGCUUAAAAUUCGCGCACUGGGCCGUCGCUUCGGCAUGGUCAACGACUCAGACGUCGAUUCAGACUCGGAAUGACGUCGGCCACGCAUUCACCGUGGUCUCGCGGGUGUAGUGCAGUAUAUUGAGGUGCCCUUGAGUACAUUGAUGAGGACGCGUGUGAGGAGGGCGUGGGCCAGGUGCGCUCCUCAGGUGAGCAGGACGGUCAUCGAGCAGCUUCCUCUUCCUACGCGACGGGCUAAUGAAACUAUGCCAACAGCUAUCUCUGGCGACGAUGAGCACGAAGCAGCAUACGCCAAAGUCUUUUGACACGCUUGCAACUCUCUUUCAAGCAAUUAUCGAAUGACCUCACAGUUAGAGUUAAUUUCCUCUUGAACCGACUGCAGCAAAACCUUGUUUUAUGAUCCGUCAAGUACUAACAUGCUUUUAUUGCGCUCUAUAGUCACUUUACUACUGCUUUCGUUCCUGCGAGCACGCUGAAAUCUGCGCAACAGGCGAACGAGGGUGGUGCAAGAAGCUACGCCCGCGUGUGUUGUCACCUUAAGCCCUUUGUCGUUUCUUUCGAACACGCGGCUCCCCCUAGGCAUGAUAGCGCACAUUGUAGUAUACAGCGUGGGGGUGACACAUCGUGGCGGCCGGGAUAACUAUAGAACUGACAAUACUUAAACGCGCCACAGCUACGUGAACAGUGCACGAGGGACAGAAGCGUUGGUUUCUUGUUUUUGUGUCUUGCCCGGGCCUGACCUUAAGUCACGCCACGGCCACGUCUAUGUGCCUUUGCGUUUAUGACGCAAUUCAUUUUUGGUAUAUGAAACCAUUUGUCGACAGAAAAUUGGAGGAAGCUUGAGCUUCGCCUUCAAGAUCAGAACGCCAGAGCGUAGUCGGGCUUCGCGUGCAUCGCCUUGUCAUUGCUAUGCUGCUUCGGGUCUUUGUGCAUGCCUCAACCGUGCCAUAAAAAGCGAAGGAAUGCGCGCGUAACAUUGGCCAUUCCAUCAAAGUGUCACUGAAUGUCUACGUAGAGUUGUUAAUUGCCCACUACAGCAAAAGUAGUUUUUUUUUGUCAAUCAGCAAAGGGCCCACUGA
Rhipicephalus microplus (southern cattle tick) is the source of this 2190-nucleotide messenger RNA. RefSeq names its product TWiK family of potassium channels protein 7. Gene Ontology annotation, biological process: potassium ion transmembrane transport; stabilization of membrane potential. Gene Ontology annotation, cellular component: plasma membrane. Gene Ontology annotation, molecular function: potassium ion leak channel activity; outward rectifier potassium channel activity. The record is from RefSeq and is a predicted model, not a curated record. Lineage: Eukaryota; Metazoa; Arthropoda; Arachnida; Ixodida; Ixodidae.